Oppia nitens is the source of this 8583-nucleotide messenger RNA. RefSeq names its product probable ubiquitin carboxyl-terminal hydrolase FAF-X (gene faf). Gene Ontology annotation, molecular function: cysteine-type deubiquitinase activity; cysteine-type endopeptidase activity. Bases 408 to 8507 code for a protein of 2699 amino acids. Gene Ontology annotation, cellular component: cytosol; nucleus. NCBI's taxonomy places the organism in Eukaryota, Metazoa, Arthropoda, Arachnida, Sarcoptiformes, Oppiidae. Gene Ontology annotation, biological process: protein deubiquitination; cell migration. The transcript has 16 exons. The record is from RefSeq and is a predicted model, not a curated record.
AAUAUAUAACUAAUAAUGUAUUGAAAAAAAGUCAAAUAAAAACAUUGAAUUGAUUUCAAUUGUAAAACUACAACAACAACAACACUAAUCACAACAACAACAACAACAACAUUGCAAUCAUUUUUAAUAUCAUAUAAUUUGUAUGAUUUUAAUUGAAAUCUAUUUUUGUUUUGUCGACCAUUGAUGUCAACAACAAUUUGUUUGUCAUUUAUUUAAAUUUGAUGACAAUAUCUGUUGAAACAAAUUAUUUUUAUAUCAAUUCAAUUAGUAAUUGAAAAUUGUUUGCAAAUAUUUGUUGAUUUAUUGGUUGAUUGAAAAACAUUAGCCAAACGUAUAAUGAAAUUAUUGUCAUUUAAUUGAAAGCCGAUAUCAUAUCUAGUGAUCACCGAAAAAGGUUCAGUUAAGAGAUGACAGUUGUGAUGAGUACCGGUAAUAGUGGUCAACAGUCACAGCAAUCGCCGCAAACGCAUCCCAAUGUGGCGCCGCAACAACAAUCAGCAGACCAGACACAGACACCGCCGCAGCCGAUGGACAUUGAAUGCGAUGAGAGUUUAGCACAGGCCUCGAGUACGGGUACGCCGUCGCACGUGUCUGACAAAAGUCCGGCCAAUAUUAACACUAAUAAAACGAAUCGAAAGAUUAAUUACAACAAAUCCGUUAAGACAUUAGCGGACAACAAUCAAGUGAGUGAUGGAAAUGAAGAGGUUUUGCACUUUUCCAGUACUAGUCAUCAUAAAAGCAACGAAUCGCUUAAUAUAUCCGAUGAUAUUAUUGAAAUGAGCACUGAUGGUGAUGACAGUGAAGCCAAACAAGAGUUAGCUGACGAUGAGGAGCCAGAGUUUCCCGUUGAGGAGCUCAACAAAUUGGAUGAUAUGAUUAAUAAGCCCCGUUGGGUCAUACCUGUCCUUCCAAAAGGUGAACUCGAAAUACUUUUGGAAACAACUAUCAAAUUAUGCAGAAAAGGUUAUGACAUUAGAUCAGAACCGUGUCAAAGGUUUAUAAGAGAAGGACUAACCAUUUCGUUCACUAAAAUAUUGACCGACGAAGCAGUUAAUGGAUGGAAAUUUGAAAUACACAGAUGUAUUUUAAAUAACUGCGAGCGACUUAUUGAGUUAAUAGUUCUUAAGCUCAAUCAAGACUGGUUCCCAUUAUUGGAUUUGUUGGCAAUGGUUUUUUGUCCCUCCAAUAAAUUUCAUUCAUUUACGAGCACUCGAACUGAGACAAUAACUCGAUCUCCUGAUGAAGAAGUAUUUGCCAAAUCUCAAGACUUGCGAACACCAAAAGGAUGGCUCAUAGAUCUUAUCAAUAAAUUUGGAAAAUUAGGUGGUUUUAAGAUAUUGUUGGAGCGCUUCCAAAGUGGUCCGACGCUUACGGUUCCCCUAAUAGCCGCUCUUCUAAAGCCAUUUGGAUUGUCAUACGAGUUACUAACGACACAAACUAUUGAAACUUAUUUUCUACCGAUUAUUAAAAUAGUGCCUCAAUUUUUGGAUAAUCUUACCGACGAUGAACUCAAAAAAGAAGCAAAGAAUGAGACAAAAAACGACGCGCUUUCAGGAAUUGUUAAGUCUUUGAAAUGUUUGGCCUCUCGAGUGACAAACGAUGAAGAAAUGAUUAAGAAUUUAGAAAUUUUUAGAUUAAAAACUAUUUUACGAUUACUUCAAAUCUCGUCAUUUAACGGCAAAAUGAAUGCUCUAAACGAAGUCAAUAAAGUUAUUACUAGUGUUUCAUAUUAUUCACAUCGCCAUCAAAGCACUACUUGUAUGUCAGGUGUUGAAGAGGAAGAGUGGUUAACGGCAGAAAAGAUGGCCGAAUGGCUAAAGGAAAACAAAGUAUUGCAAAUAGUUUUAAGAGAUUCAUUACAUCAGCCACAAUAUGUGGAGAAAUUAGAGAAAAUUAUACGAUUUGUGCUCAAAGAGAAAGCGUUAACUCUCGAAGAUUUAGAUGACAUUUGGUCGGCACAGAGCGGAAAACAUGAGGCCAUUGUAAAGAAUGUGCACGACUUGUUGGCCAAACUGGCCUGGGAUUUCUCACCCGAACAGUUAGACCAUCUCUUUGAAUGCUUUCAGCAAAGUUGGACUAAAGCUACCAAAAAACAAAGAGAAAAACUUUUAGAACUAAUUAGAAGAUUGGCUGAAGACGAUAAGGACGGACUAAUGGCCAACAAAGUGCUCAAUUUGUUAUGGAAUUUGGCUCAUUCUGAUGAUGUGCCCAACGAUAUUAUGGAUCAAGCGCUGGGAGCUCACGUCAAGAUCCUAGACUACAGCUGCUCUCAGGAUAGAGAUACGCAAAAGACUGAAUGGCUCGAUAAAUGUGUUGAAGAACUGACAAAACCAAACGGAGGUGUUUGGGUUCUGCCGGCACUCAAACAAAUACGUGAAGUCUGUUCCCUAUAUAACGAAGCCCCGCCUAACUUUGUGGUGUCGGGUCCAACAAUAUCUGGCAAUCCUUCACAUCAUCAAAGAGUCACACAUUUAGUCUAUAGACAUGAGAUUAUAUCACGUCUUCAGAAUCAACACUCACUGGUAAUACUGGUCUCUGAAAACUUAUCUUCAUAUAUGAAUAGAGUUCGGAUGUUGUUUAAAGAGGGCAAACAUAUUGAUCCCAAUUAUGUUUACCCCGGCAGUCGAUUUUCUCACGUUCAAGAAGUUCUCGAAAGACUUAACUUUUUGCGAUUUCUUUUAAAAGACGGACAGUUAUGGUUGUGUUCACCUCAAGCAAAACAGAUCUGGAAGUGUUUAGCUGAGAAUGCCGUUUAUCUCGAUGAUAGGGAGGCUUGCUUUCGAUGGUUUUCCCUAUUGAUGAGCGAUGAACCAGAUCUUGAUCCAGAUAUAAAUCGAAAUUUUUUUGAAAACAAUAUUUUACAAUUAGAUCCGUCAUUAGUUACCGAAAGUGGAAUCGAGUGUUUCGAUAGAUUUUUUAAAGCAGUUAAUGUUAAAGAAGGAAAACUUAUAGCAAAAAGACGGUGCUUUCAGAUGGAAGACAAUGAACUCAUUGGAAUCGACUAUUUAUGGAGAGUUAUAUUGUGUUGUAGUGAAGACGUGGCCCGAAAGGCUAUAGAAUUGCUCAAAGAGACGUAUACUAAUCUCGGACCUAAACUCAUGGCUUCUCAGGUGGAACUACACGAAGACUUUAUCAACACUUGUUUUGAUAGAUUACGUGCCAGUUAUGACACGAUUUCAAUAAUUGAAAAAGAUAUCACAUCUGAAGCCAGAGUUAAACAAGAAAUGGUUAAAAUGACACGAGUUUUAGAAGCUCUUUACGAAUAUAUUAAUCAAUGUGAUAAUGAUUUUGGCGAAGAGCGCACUAUUUUGCCAAUGAGUCGUUCAUUUAGGGGAAAGCAUCUAAUGUUAACCAUACGAUUCCCAAAUCAUGGCCGACAUGUCGAUGACAUCGAGAUAUGGACCCAUACUAACGAUACAUUACAUUCAAUUAGGCAACAAAUAUUAAAUAAAAUUAAAGUGAAUAAUUCAAACAUGAAAGUAGAUCUUUACAUGAAUGGAGAUUUGUUAGAUCCAAUUGAUAAGAAACUUGUCUCACAACUGCCAUUUAAAGAUAAAAUGGUUUUAAACGGAAAGCUAUUUCAAGUAAAUUCAAAUAUGGCCUGUUCUCCCGAUUCAUCGUCAGACAGUUCAACCGGCACCGGAUGGACUAAUCCAUAUUCGUGCGCUAAUCCCGAAGCCGAGGCUUGUUUACCUGGAGUGAUAAUGUCUCGUCAGUCACAAUACACUCAAUUCUUGUUCCAAUUGGCCGACAUAGGGAUGUCAUUAAACAACCCAUCAUUAAGAGAAAGUGCAUUAUCUGUCCUCAAAAUAAUGUCGGCCGACAUUCAAACUAUUGAACACAUUAAGCAACUAUGUAUGUCUGGAUCCGACGUUUCAUAUGAGGAACAAAGUCUUAAAUUUGAUUCAGAAUUUUUCAAUACUUCUCCCACUCGUGUUAUCUAUAAUAUGGGAAUUAUUUAUUCACUAUUGAUUCCGGCAUCGAAUCCUCUCUCAGACGGCGCUCAAGAGUUUCAAAUGAAUUUUAUGAAAAGUGGUUGCGGUCUUAAAAUACUUGAAUUACUUACAAAAAAUAAUUUUCUCUCAAAUGCUGACGAUUUUAGCAAAAUGUGUGCAUUUUUAAUUGUGCUAAAGAUAAGUAAACUAACGCUUACGACAAUUGCAAACUGUGUAUUGAGUCCAAUGACUGGUCACUCAUCACAUAAUGUGAUUACAUUACAGGACGCCAUUCAAAGUAUUCCAAAUGUUUUCUCAGAGUGUAUGACACGAAGUGUUUCCCAACGAAUCGCUCAAAAUUUAAGAGUUUGUGAUAAUAACCAAAUUUAUAAUAAUAUAUUGAACUAUAGACCAGAUAAGGCCACCAUUACAUCUGUAAUGUUGUUGUCCUGGUCUGCAGCUACAGGUCGCGAGUCGUCGCUGAACGCAUCAACCGAACAGUUGCAUCAAAUUAUUGUUGAACCUAAUGACGAAAGUCCUGCAGAAGUGGAUCAAGUGUGCAAAGAAGCCAUCGAAGUGUUGACUGUGAUGUUUAUGUUAUCUCCUGAAGUAUUAGUCGUUUUUAUGAAAGAGCAAAUAUGGCAGACAUUUGUUAUCGAUUUAUUAUUAAUUUGCAACAAAAAAUGUAUUCGUUCGACAGCAUUGGAACAGUUAGCUCUGAUAGCAACUAAAUGUGCGACAGAACAGGAUUUUUUAGUUAGAUUUGUUCAGCUAUUGUUCAUCCAUUUGGGAUCAACUGUUUCUAAAGAAUCGCACUAUGAAUCUUCUCAAGAAUUUUUUCAAUUAUUUUGUCGUUUAUUGAAUUACGCGUCUCAAACAAAAUGUUUAUUACCAAACGUCUCUGAACUUCUUAACUACGAAAUGGAACAAUUGAGGAAUGUUAGGAAAAAUUUGGUCGUCGAUGGUCUGAUUGAAGAGAUUCAAUUAGAAGGACACUUAGGCAUAACCAAAGAGAUUAUAUCAUUAUUAGAUUUUGAGCAAAAAUAUGAUGUCGGCUGUGAUAUGAAAGGAAUUUGGGGACAGGAGGGACACGGAUUGAUCAAUAUUUUAAUCGAUGAAUACAUAUUUCCCGCUUCAAGAGCUAUAUUUCAAACAAAUCAACAGAAGAACACAAAUCGAACGCAUAUUGAAGAAGUGAAUCCCAUUUGUACGUCUCCGUCAACAUUGGCCGCUGCUUAUGAUUGUUUGGUUGCUCUUUCCACUGGAUGUGCUUAUAACUUGCAAUUGACUGCCACUACACUUAUUGAAAUGUUUUAUUCAACUAAUGAAACACUCGUUGAUUGGGAAUAUUUGCCGCCAAUAGGUCCCCGAUCUCCCCGAGGCUUUGUCGGUCUCAAGAACGCCGGCGCCACUUGUUAUAUGAAUUCUGUUUUGCAACAGUUAUAUAUGAUUCAAGAAGUUCGAGACGGCAUUCUUGCAAUAGAAGGUGCGGCCACUGAUCCUAAUGAAGAUUUUUCUGGUGAUGACAGAAACGAUUCCAUACACUUAAGUCUAUUAAGUAUAGAUCAAAACAGAAUUGAAGAAUCAAAUAAAGACGAUUCGCGUAAAGAUUAUAACUUAGGUGUUCUCAAACAAAUUCAAGCCAUCUUUGGUCACUUGAUUUUAAGUAAAUGUCAAUAUUAUGUUCCCAAAGGAUUUUGGAGACAUUUUAAAUUAUGGGGCGAACCGGUUAAUCUUCGGGAACAACACGACGCUCUCGAGUUUUUUAAUAGUUUAGUCGAUAGUUUAGAUGAAGCACUUAAAUCAUUGGGUCACUUACCAAUUAUGUCUAAUGUAUUGGGCGGUACUUUUGCCGAUCAAAAGAUUUGUAAAGACUGUCCUCACAGAUAUUCUCGUGAAGAGUCAUUCACAACAUUAAACAUUGACAUUAGAAAUCACAGUAAUUUAUUGGAUUCAUUGGAACAGUAUGUCAAGGGUGAUCUUUUAGAAGGAGCUAAUGCUUACCACUGCGAAAAAUGCAACAGAAAAGUUGAUACAAUGAAACGGUUGUGCAUUAAAAAGUUGCCAUCAGUUUUAGCAAUUCAAUUGAAACGAUUUGAUUACGACUGGGAGAGGGAGUGCGCCAUUAAAUUCAAUGAUUACUUUGAGUUUCCACGCUUUCUUGAUAUGGAACCGUAUACUGUGAGAGGAUUGGCCAAAGUUGAUGGACAAAUGAUUGACGACGAUCUUAAUGUCUAUGAAGAAGAUCAAUCGUUGUCAGAUAAAGAUAAACAAUGUACUAAAUACGACUUAUGCGGAAUUGUUGUCCACUCGGGUCAAGCAAGUGGUGGUCAUUAUUAUUCUUAUAUUCUUUAUAAGAGUAAUAACGGAUCUAAGAAUUGGUUUAAGUUUGACGACGGAGAUGUUUCCGAAUGCAAACUCGAUGAAGACGAAGAAAUGAGAGCUCAAUGUUUUGGUGGCGAUUAUAUGGGCGAAGUGUUUGAUCAUAUGCUUAAGCGGAUGUCCUGUAGACGACAAAAGAGAUGGUGGAACGCAUACAUACUUUUCUAUCGACGAAAUGAUACCGAAGAGACAGCACUCGCUAAACGUCUUAAUGAAUUAGUAUUAAUGGACUCAAAGGCAAACGAUAAGAAGCUAUUUAAGAUGCCGGUAGCCAUUGAACGCAGUGUUCAAAGACAAAACAUCAAAUUCAUGCACAUGAAGAACCAGUUUAGUUAUGAAUACUAUCAGUUCAUGAAAAAGUUGAUCAGUGCUAACGGUUGGAUCGGUAAUUAUACUAAAGAGUCUAAUAAAUGGCAGGAAGAGUUGGCCACAAUAAGCACACAACUGGCCUCAAAGUUCCUGUUUUCGACAUGUCUUAGGACUAAAAAGUCCCUUCGUGGACCAGCUCUUGAUUGGUACGAGAUAUUGACAUUACAUUUGAAAGUAAGCGAAUCAAUCCGGAUGUGGUUCAUAACGAAAGUACUGUUAGCCCAUCAAAACAGAUUCAGUGAAUACCUAUUGGAAUGUCCGUCCGCUGACGUCAGAGUGGCCUUCAGUAAAAUAAUCAUAUAUUUAGCGCACUUUACACUUAUGGACGGAUCUCAAGUCGAUAUUCAACAGUCCUCCCAUCAAAACGAAACCUCACCUAUCAAUCUAUCAAAUUGUUUAAUUAGAUUAACAUUAGAUUUACUUCGAAAAGAAGUUUCGGAUUAUAGUCGAAAUUUAGGUCAAUAUUUUAGUUUAUUUUCGAUGUACGCUUCCAUUGGAAAGGCGGAAAAAUUACAAUUGUUGAAACAAUGCGUUCCCGAAUUGUUCAUAUUAGUGGCACUGGAUGAGGGACCGGGACCUCCCAUCAAAUAUCAAUACGCAGACUUAGGAAAACUCUAUAAUGUGGUCAGUCUUCUAAUUAGGUGCUGUGAUGUCUCAUCUAAAACAAUAUCGUCGAUGUCUGGAAAUAAAGUCUAUCCGAAUCCCUUUAUGGCCGAAGAUAUAGAUGAUUAUUUGAUGCCUAUUCCACCACAAGUGGCUGAUUUAGUUUUUAAUAAAUCCAAUUACACCAAAAAGAUCAUCGAAGAAGCUAAUAGUGCUGACGACACAAUCAAAUUGUUAAAGUUUUGCUGUUGGGAAAAUCCUCACUUCUCAUCAAUGGUAUUGAGUGAACUCUUGUGGCAAAUUGCCUAUUCGUAUGCUUACGAAUUAAGACCACAUUUGGAUCUGUUGUUGGAAAUGUUACUUUUGGAUGACUCGUGGCAAACGCAUCGGUUACUUAAUGCUCUCAGAGGAGGUACAACUGAAGAAAGAGAAGCACUUUUUGACACAAUUAAUCGAAAUAAAAGCCAUUACCAGAAGAGAGCGUAUCAAUGUAUCAAAUGUUUGGUUACUUUAUUCAGUUCCUGUCCAUUAGCGCACCAAUUAUUGCACGAACACAUUGACUUGAAAAGGAAAUGGAUGAGCGCUGUUGUUUGGCUCAGUGAUGAACUCGAUAAGAGACCGUAUGCGGCCAACAAUCAAUACGGUUACAACAAUUGGUCACCACCUGCACAGUCAAAUGAAACCAGUAAUGGCUAUUAUCUCGAAAGAUCUCAUAGCGCUCGACUUACUCUUAGUAGAGCUCAUGAAUUAUGUCCUCCUGAAGAACCACAAGAAGAUCUUGAAGAACAUGAAAUAUCUCAGGAAACAGAUAGUCCUCCUUCAGAAACAGUUAGUGAGGAUCCAUUGCGUCCCAGAUCUUUCAGACAGAGAGUUAAUGAAGACACUAAUAAAUAUAAGUUAUAUGAAUGUAAUGACGAAACAACAAACAAAUGGUGGAAUCAAAGUUCUUCCGGACCUACAGUUGGCAACACUCACCCAACUGCUGGUCCUUCGAGUCCAACUACCAGUGAUGUUGAUGUUCAGAAUCGGGUGUAUCCAUGGAUUAAUAGUAACCCUCAACAUAACUCUCCAACGAAGAUCAAACCAAUGACUUCAUCACCACAGAUGAAGAACCAAACAGUCAGUCAUAUGUCUCAACAGUCGACUAGUUUUGAUAGAGAGUCACAAACUGAAGAUAAAAAUAGUCAACAAAACAAAAAUGUUUUUAAUGAAAGUUGAGGUUUAAAAUUAAACAUUCAAUCAAAAGAUUGUUAUAAGUGAUUGAAAACACUUUUGUUUUUUAAAAAUUUUAACG